This is a messenger RNA of Pelagomonas calceolata, 5381 nucleotides long. NCBI's taxonomy places the organism in Eukaryota, Pelagophyceae, Pelagomonadales, Pelagomonadaceae. The record is from the annotation of a GenBank genome assembly.
GCGUCCAGCAAACAGCAAGGGCAGCCCCAAACCCCAAGCAACGCAGCCGCACGGCUGCGUUUUGUGCCAUGCAGCAGAGGCAGCAGCUCGUCUGAGGCGCAAUGCGCGCGUCAAGCGCCUGCGCCGUGCGCCUGGGCGCCAUGCUAGGAAUUGGCCUGCUGCUGCUGCUGUCGGCGACACGCCGCUCGGCGGCGCAGCUCACUAAUGCAUUGCUGCUGACGCCAAACGCAAAACAUGGCUCUCUUAGGAGCCUCGCAGCGCCACAGCGCUGCGCGCCGCCCUCCCUGGCUGGGAUCCCACAUGAAAGGCUAGAUGUCUCGCUUUGGCCGUGGGCGCUACGCGGCACGUCGCGGCGUCGUAUUUAAUCAUCGCUGCUCUAAAAAUAUCCCUCGCAGGUCGGCGGCCGCAGCGUGUGGCCGUGCUGCAGGCCCAAGCGCGGCUUCGUGCGGUGCAAAGGCGGCGGCCGCCGCGGCGCUCGCCGCGGCCUUGGCGCCCACGACCGACAAAAGGGCUCCGUGGCCACGGCAUGCACAAGCCUAGUCGGCAUCGUGCUUACGUGCGCCGCCGGCGCAGCCAGCGCGGUCGGCGCGCUCGCCGCGGCCCCUUUUCGGGGUCGCGCACCCGCCGGCGCCGCUUCAGCGCCCGACGCCAUCGUCCCCGCGCUCGCGGCCGACGCAGCGCUGCCCGUGCGCGCCGACGACGUCUCGACGCCCAGCGCGGACGAUGGCGCCGGCCGGGCAAAUACAAGCGUCGAGUGCGCGUUGGCAAGCCGUGGCUCGGCGCACUGCGCGCCGGCGGCGACGCCGCGGGACGACGACGACGCGGAGCCUCGGACGGGCGAACCGCGUCGACGGCGUGUUGCGGCCCUGCCGCGUGUUGCGGCCCUGCCGGCCGCGCAUCUAGCGCAACUUUUGGCGUUCGUGGUGUUUUGUUUUUGUGUAAAGAGUGCAGACCGGCGCACGAAUCAACAGUUCUGCGGCGCCACUCGCGCACUGAUUGAUUUCCACACAGGUGCGAGCGCCGCCGACUUCGGCGGUUUCCCCGAGACGGACCCGCGACCGCCAGUGCAGAAAGUUGCUUUCAGAAAUCGAUCGUCUACAUGUUCGCCGUCGCUCGAAGUGGUUUCGACGGCUUCGUGUCCCAGAAAGGAGCGACAUGACCGCAUUCUCGCUUUAUCCGAACCUCACUCACUGUUUGAUUUCCACACAGGAGCCAGAUGUUGUUGGAUGCCCUGGGCGCACCAGCCGUCGCGACGGCGGUCGGCGUCGGCGGCCUCGCGGCAGGAGCGGUCGUCGUGGGACGUCGCCGCCGCCGAGUACAUGGGACGACGCCACCCCGUCCACCACGGCGUCGAGUCGGGGAGAGGGACGACGGAGACCUUGCGUUGGAUGCUGCGCACGGGCCGCCUCCGCCUGGUGCUGCGCUCGUCGCCGUGCUUGGCCCUGGCUGGGGGCCCGGCACGGCGCGUCAUGGCGACGCCGGCGACCCCUACGACCACGACUCCGACGGCCUCCAGAGCCGCGACGAGGCCGAUCCCGCCGGUGCCGACUACGUGAUGAACGAAAGAGCCUCGGGCUCGGACCUCAGCGCGGGCGUCUCGGACGCCGAGGGCUUCGAUCUCGACGAGGAGCCGCCUCCCGCCUACGACGUCAUGGGCUUCGAUCUCGACGAGGAGCCGCCUCCCGCCUACGACAUGGACGACGAGCAGCAGCUCGGCGCGCCGAGGCGCGCGCGGAGAGAUGCCGACGCGCCGCCGCCCUUCCACGGGGCGCCUGCUGGCCCCAUGCCCGACGCGCUAGCGCUCCUGCCCGGCGACGGGCAGCUCGCCGUCGCGCCUGCGGACGAGUUCCUCGAGGCGAACGCCGAGCUCAUGGACGGGGUUCUUCGAGUACCUGGUCCGAUGCAACGAGACGUGCAUGCUCUGACCGACUUCGGGUCGAGGGCCGCUAGAAACGCGUCCAACGCGUCGAGCACCCCUCCCGAAGGCAUGCACGGCCACGAACUUCGACGUGACGCAACUCGGGCGACGGAGACGUGGUUCUUAGUUGAUAUCGUUGUUAACGCCGGCAUCGACGGCGCCUUCUGGCAGUAUUUUAAGGCUAAGAGGGAGGACAUCACGAGGACCACGCAAGGUCUGCUCGCCGGGGCCGCUCUGCGUGCCGAUUGGAUGCGCGGGGCGGCAGUGAUCCCCGCUAUUCAUCACAACAGGCUUAGGGCUGAGGCCGGCGACAGGGUUUGGGACCUAGCCGACGCCGUCGUGCGGCUGGUACCGAACGCGCGCAUGGCCGACAGGGUCAUCUUUCGACCCCUUCUCGAGGAGCCCCGUGAGAAGGCGCCGAGCGACGACAUCCCUGCCAGGCGUCGUUGGCACGAGGGCAAGCUCGCCGUCGACGAAGAGGAGCUCAUUGAGAUCAGUCGGACCACCGACACGCUCGUCAUCGUCGACGACGACUACUGGUGUGGUUAUACUCUCGAAGCCAUCGUCGACCCGCUCGAACAAAAAGUCCGCGAUCUUGGGCUGACCCUCAACAUCAAAUGCCUUACAUUUGCGAGGUGUACGUCGGCGACGCGCGCGACGCCGACGAUCUUCGAUCUGACACGGGACGUGCAGCGCACGAUCACGGACGUGGCGACCGAACAGCUCGAGAGCGACGACGAUGGCCGCGUCGACGAGGCGGGCGCGCACUGUGGCAUCUAUUACAAGAUCGCUGCGCCCUGGUUCCGCAACUUCUACGUCGGCAGCCACCUCGUCGACAAGGACGUCUGGAGGCGCCACGGCCAGGAGCUCCGCGACGCCAUCACUAGUGGUAAUGCUGCCGCUGUGAAAGAAGCGGCGAAGAAAUUCCUUGCGACACGCGGCCGUAAGCAUCAUGAUGAAGUGAAAUACGGCGGGAAGACGGCUCGCUGGCGCGUGUGGUUUAGGGAGUGCCAGGCGAAGUGCCGGGACCUCCUCCAUGCCGCCUUCCACAUCUGCGACGUCAUCGAGCCCCAGGCCGUCGUGCUGAGCCUGCCCAGGGAGACUCGGCAGCACUUCUACCGCAAGGUCCUUCUGCCUCUCGAGCAGGGCGGCCUCGACGACGUCUUCGCGCGUUUCCCGUUGCGCAUCUUCAACGUCAACCGCAUCGCGGAGGGCGGCGGAGGCCGCGUCGCCGACCCACGGCAGGGCAACAUCCUCGUGCCGGCGGGCUGGACGAUGGAUUCGCAGGAGCGACGCGCGGCGACGCGGGCCGCGCGAGGGCUACCGGUUAUAUCGGUGCGCACGGAGGAGGAGCGCGAGCGGCGCGCGCGCGAGCAGCGCGAGCAGAGCGAGCGGCGGCGCCAGCAGCGGCGCGAGCGCGAGCAGCGGCGCGAGCCGCACCCCUGUUCCUCACGGUCCGCGCGAGCCGCACCCCUGUUCCUCACGGUCCUCCACACCAUGGUGACGGAGUACCCGGAGCUGCACUCCAACGUGAUCUGGUGGAACGCCGCGAGGCGGGCGCUCUUCAUUCGACGAGAUCGAAUCGAGACCGUCCUGCGGCUCUACCCCAUCUCGGACUCGUGGGCCACGUUCUAUCGCCAGCUCAACUUCUACGGCUUCUACCGAAAUGUCGAGCUUACCACCUGGAGCAACUCUCAGCCAUGGGGCGGCGGCGUGGUCGUCUUCAAAAAUUCCAAUGAAACCGUCUCCGACGCCGCCGACUUUUUGCGGCUGAUGUAUAGUCGCACCAGAUCGACGCCCGCGCCGACGCCCGCCGCGCCGACGCCCGCCGCGCCGACGCCGGCCGCGCCGACGCCCGGCGCGCCGAGGUUCCCCACGGCCCUACACGCCAUGGUAACGCAGCACUCGGGCGUCCUCUCCUGGGACGCCGCAAGGAAAAGGAUCGUCGUCCACCAACGGGAUCGAAUUGAGGAGGUCCUGCGGCGCAACCUCAGCACGGACAAGUACUCCUCGUUCCAGCGCCAGCUCAACAACUACGGCUUUAUCAAGGAUCGCGGCGUGCACGUCUACCACCAUUUCAACCCGGCCGUCGCCGACGUGGACGAUCUCUUGCGGUUGACGCCGGGACGCGCUCCUGCGUCGACGCCGGCCGGCCCGACGCCCGACACGCUGGCGCUCCUGCCCGGCGACGGGCAGCCCGUCGCCGCGCCGAGGCGCGGCGCGCCUCGGCGCGCGCGGAGAGGUGCCGACGCGCCGCCGCCCUUCCUCGGGACGCCUGCCGGCCCGACGCCCGCCGUGCCGACGCCCGCCGCGACGCCUGCCGCCGCCGAGCCGCCUGCCGCGCCGACGCCUGAGGCCAUCGCCCGUGACCAGGGCGUGGCCGCUGCCCAGGCCACCUUAGACACAUGGCGUGCCCGCGCUGUCGCCCUGUCUCGCGCUGGCGCUGACGGUCCCGCGCGCGUGCGGGUCGAGGCCAGAGAUAAUGCUCGCGCUGCGUAUGCGGGACCGACACCCGGGGCCGCAGACGCCUUCGUCGAGGGCGCCGUCUCUACUGUUCACGCGGCGGCGUCUCAAGCCGUCGCCGAGGACCUUGCGUCGUGGGUUUCCCAGGCCGUCAACAAUGACCGAAACUUUUUUGUAAAUGGUGUGCGUCGCGAGGGGCUUGAUCACGCGUUAGCGCUUGUCGAGCCACGCGGCCGGGAGCUGCUCGUUGACGACCAAAUCAUGGAGGGGCCUUACUUCCAGAGCGCUCUGGCGUCGUACGUCGCGCAUGUGGGGACUAUCGCCUCGGCCGCCUCGGCAGACCUAGAACGUCGAGCGGCAACCGGUCCGACUGCUGAUUUGGUCGCGCACCUCCGCCGACUUCGUUUGGAGGAGCGUGGCAUGUUUGAUGCCGUGUUCGCUGCUGCGACGACCUAGGUGCGCGCCCGCCGCGUUGGCCAUGUUUUCCACCGCGCCGACGCCCUGCUCCACAAAACUCGACGCUGCUUCUAUCUGUAACGGGGACGAUCCGACGCCACAGAGACUGACUCCCGAACCGCCACCCACGCUGACGCCCUGCUCACGCCCGACUCUUUUCACAAAACACGAUUUUGCCCGCUAUACUAUUUCCAGGGAUCCUGUCAAUUCCUAUUUGCCUGUCGUUGUCGCUCGGCCCGCAGCCAAGGCAAUAUUUCCUUGCCUAUGUGCGAAUAUGCGCCGAGCCCCUUUUCCGAAUUCUGGACGCGACUGACGGUACGACUGGACCUCUGCGCCCGGCUUUUUUCUAUGCCGACGGCGCUUGCUCUUCCCUGUAUGCUUAUGCCCUCACUCGGAUUGUCGGCUAUCCGCGACAUGAGGUCAGGAAUGAAGAUAGACUGCCCCGUGCCGCCUUUACUUUAUUGGCGGUAGCACCCGCGCGGCGGGGCACGUAAGCCGGACGACGUCUCUAUUGCACUGCGAAUCGAAAUCGAGGAAGCGCCGC